Molecule: messenger RNA, 8037 nt
Organism: Aethalodelphis obliquidens (Pacific white-sided dolphin)
Lineage: Eukaryota; Metazoa; Chordata; Mammalia; Artiodactyla; Delphinidae
Gene: FAM168A
Product: family with sequence similarity 168 member A
Exons: 11
Coding region: 1265-1999 (244 amino acids)
Source: RefSeq, a predicted model, not a curated record
CUGUAAUCAACAAUCUCAGAUAACAACCUUGUCCAUUCAUCUUUUCCAAAUUGUUUGAUUAUCUUUCUAAGGUAAAUUCUUAAAAGUAGCGGAGCUGGGUCAAGAAGUACGCUCUUUUUAUAUUUGGGUUCAAGCUGCCAAAUCGUCUACAGUUUUGCAGGGAGAGCAGAAGGAGGCUGCUGCAUUAGCUCUGGUGCGAGACAGUGGCAACGGGUAUUGCGAAGAAAGUACAGACUUCCAAGUGAUCUAGCCAAUGUAGGCCUGUUCUCGGUGGGUUGACAUAUUUCCUUCGUUUUUUCCUCUCUUUCACUUCUUUUUCUUAACAUGGAGGAAGAACUGAGAACUGCAUCUCCCAGCAUUUCGCAAGGAUCACACUCCCUGGGAACUGUAGUACCGGGUCUGAGAAGGGUCCGGAAGGAGGGCGAGAGUCUGUGGGCAUACUGGGAAAUGUAGUCCAGCGGGAGGUGGUGGUGGGGCUCCGUGUGGGGAGGUGUGCGCGCGCGUAAAGAAGGCGGAGACGCCGCUAAAAGCGUCCCUUGGGGGAUGGGGCCGCUGUGGUGCCUAACUUGCCUCCUUUGUGGUCUUUGAGUCUACAAAAGCCACCCGCGGAUGGUUGGCUUUAUUCCACUGUCCGAGACCAAGGAGGGACUAGUCCCUCCGCAUCGGGCGCGCGCCGGGAGGCGCCGGCUGCGCGCGGACCGGAGUGGGGCAUGCCGGGAGUUGUGGUCCCGGCGGGCUGAGGCUGUGGGACGUGUCGCGGCGCUGCGCUGGCUCCUCCUUCCCAGCCCUUCUCAGCGGUCCCCCGCCCCUUCCCUCAGCCUCCUCCUCCCUAGCCCGCAGCCCAGCGUCCCCUCCCCCCACCCGUCGGGCUCCUCGGCGGCUACUGCAGAGGAUUCAGAGCCGAGUCGCUGAGAAGGAGGAGGCUCCCAGUCCCUGCGCGCCAUCCGCCACCUUACUGGACACGGGCGAGGGAGCGAGAGCGUCGCCUCUGUAGCCUUCAGAGAAGACAAGGGCAUCGCCGCUUCAGCUGCCGCCGCCGCCGUUUUCGCCUGCAGCAGCUCGCCGCUGAAGACUAAUUUCCUAAUUGUGAAGAUGAAAAUAAGAGUUGUUAUUCACCACCAGAGCAAAAUGUCAUGACCAGACAGGGCAUCCUUUGGUGACAGGCUUGAUCAUCCUCCCCAUUAGAAGAUUGUAGUUUCAGUGAAACAUUUUGAGAUGACUGCUGAAGAAAACUAGGUCAAAUCAGGAUUCUCAGUUGUCCACAAUGAACCCUGUUUAUAGCCCCGUGCAGCCUGGGGCUCCUUAUGGCAACCCUAAGAACAUGGCCUACACAGGUUACCCUACAGCCUAUCCAGCUGCAGCCCCUGCCUACAAUCCCAGCCUGUACCCCACCAAUAGCCCCAGUUAUGCUCCAGAGUUUCAGUUCCUGCAUUCAGCUUAUGCAACUCUGCUGAUGAAACAGGCCUGGCCACAGAACUCGUCUUCCUGUGGCACUGAAGGCACCUUCCACCUCCCAGUGGACACCGGGACCGAGAACCGAACUUACCAAGCAUCCUCUGCGGCUUUCAGAUAUACUGCGGGGACACCAUACAAGGUCCCACCGACCCAGAGUAAUACUGCUCCGCCCCCCUACUCCCCAUCACCCAACCCCUAUCAGACGGCCAUGUAUCCCAUCAGAAGUGCCUACCCCCAGCAGAAUCUGUAUGCCCAGGGAGCCUACUACACACAGCCGGUGUAUGCUGCCCAGCCCCAUGUCAUCCACCACACCACGGUCGUCCAGCCCAACAGCAUUCCCUCUGCCAUCUACCCGGCGCCUGUCGCUGCUCCCAGGACCAAUGGUGUGGCCAUGGGCAUGGUGGCCGGCACCACCAUGGCGAUGUCAGCAGGUACCCUGCUGACUGCACCCCAGCACACCGCGAUUGGGGCACACCCUGUCUCCAUGCCAGCAUACAGGGCCCAAGGGACCCCUGCGUACAGCUAUGUGCCCCCGCACUGGUAAAGCCUGCAUCCCAUCCAAAUCUGGAGUCACACAUUGUAUGCAACUACUCAAGUCUUACACAGGUGCUGGAGCAGCUCCCUAGCAGCACCACCUCUAUUUGCAAGAAGAGACAACGGAAGUGCAAGGGUCACUUUAUGCAUCUUUAACGGUUUUGGUUUUUAUUUUCGGUUUUUGUAAAAGCUGCUUUUUCUAAUCUCCUGCCUCUCCCCACUGUCCCCCUUUUAGCCACUGCCCUUCCAGCUCUAGCCCUCCUCCUACCUGACCAGGCACAUCCUCUCUGCUCUUCUUUUCUUCCCCAAGAAUCCAGUCCCGGGAGCCUAGUCUAGCAGCAGUCAGAGAGUGGGGUCUGUUGCAGUGGUUCAGCUGAAGGCGCAAUUUCCUUUGAAGAGCAUGAGAGAUGUGAUCCUCAGGUCCAGGGUAGGAACUCAGAGCUGUUGAGCAGGCCACAUCUCUGGGGGAUUGUUUCUUUUUUGAUUUUCCUCAAGCAGGAUUAGUUUAAGACAUUACCAUGUCCUGACACAAAUGAAAUCUCUUCUGAGAACCAUCGCAACAGACCAAGAACAAAACCACCUGAUUAGGUAGGAGUGUUCAUAGCAGCUUAAUAAUACCCCAGAUCAGAACCUGGGAAAACCAGAUUCUUUCUUUGGGAGAACUUGGGGGAGGGUGGGGGGAGGGAGGGCACUAUGGAAAGGAAGAGGGAAGAGGGUCGAGAGGCGCUUGCCUGCUGGCUUUGGUUGGUAAGGUCUCUGGCCAAAUUGUCUGGGCCUGGACCCUGUAACUUGCACAGUGAUGUUAACUGACUUGGCACUUCCUCAGAAGGUGAUUUUGACCUCAGACCUACCAAGCAGCUGCAGGGUGGUGGGAUCCCAGCCUCCCAAAGCCUUGGAAGGCCAGGUGCCCUGUGUAAUCCAGACCUUGGCCCCUGGGCCCUCAUGGAUCCACUCUGAUGAGGAGCUUGCUCCUGAUCAGAGUGGAAACCUAUGGCAUUUCUCUCCCUUCCCUUUGCCCUUCCCACUUCCAGGGCUCACCUGUCUGUCCAUGGCGCUGGCAGACAGGCCAAGUUCUUGGUUACCUUGUGCCAUUCAUGGCCACAGUGAAGGAACCACAUUCCAGACGGGUGCUGGCAGCUCUGAAGGUCAGGAUAGUGAAGGAAAAGCAAUAGCAAUAAACACUUCAUAGACUCAUGGAACUGAAGGGACCUUAGCAACCAUCUCAUCCAUUCCCCUGUUUGACAGAUGAGGAAGCUGAGGCCCAGAGAAGCGGAAAGGACUUCCCUAGACCUUGCAGUAAAUCAGCAUUAAAUGCAGCCUUCCUGCCUGGGGCAUGUUGCCCAUGAAAAUUUACCUAGGGAUGGAUUGGCUUGGUUUUGUAAAAAUGAAGUCAGCAGUGCCCACACCUGGUGAACUCGGGAACAGUCUCUGGGCUUUUGUUUCUGCUCUUUCCCUCCAUGGAUUCCAAAGGCGGGGAUUGAAGACUGGGCAGAGGUGACAUGGGGGCAGAUGGCAGGAACAGAAAUUGCAAAUGAAGAAAUAGCAUUUGGAAAUUCUGUGAAGACAUCUGGAACUCUCAUCCUAUACCUGACUCCAGCCCUAGGGAUGGCUGAAAAGGAGUCCAUGCUUUUAAGACAGUAGCCCCUCAUCCUGAGAGGAGAGGAGGAGGAGACAUGGGCUCUCCUGGGAGAAGAGGGACGCACUGGUCUCAGCCAGGAGCCCGGUAGUCUAGCACUGUCCCCCUGCUCCCAGCACUUGGCUGGGCCAGCAGCCCCUUUGGGGAUGCGGGGAGAGGAACAUUUUACUGUACAGAAUGGAAUCAUUGAUAACAUUUAUAACUUUUAAAUAACUCUCUUCAUUUUAAAUUCAUGCAUACUUGGACAUAAUCCCUACCCCUACCUGCCGUGUCUCCCUAAAGGAGGAGAAAAUCAGGAAGCCCUUGGGCCAGAAGGACCUCAGAGGCUAUCUGGCUGUUCCCAGGAGGGCAAAGCCCAGCAGCAUCCUCAACCCAGAGCCAGGAGUUGAGGGCCCACCUUCUUGGCUUUCCAGGGAAAUGCAGCACUGGUAAGGAGAAGCCCAGCUGUCCGAAAUUAAAUGGUCUGUUCUGGGGUGCUGAAGAGGUUUCAUUUUAAAACAAUAGGAAGUUUUCCAGUGUUAAUCCAUUUUUUGCAAAUACCUCCUCCUACUGUCUGGUUUUCUAAGGGUGGGUGAAGGUUGUUUUAGAUUAUGUCAUACAUGUUUAGAAAAUGCCAAAAUAAUAAUAAUGAUUAUAAUAAUAAUAGGAAUCCUUUGCAUUUGUCAGGUGCCUCAUAGACUUCAGAGCACUUCACAGCCUUUAAUUUACUGGCCCUGAGAGCAAGGGUCAGAGUUAUUACACCCAUUUGACAAAUGAGAAAACUGGUUCUAAAAGGAAAGGGAACUUGCCCAAAGUGAGCAGAAUGCUGGUAUCCUGACAAGCUUCCCUGAACCCUGCUGCCUCCAGAUGGGCUAGGGUAGGACCACAGAGAGAAGGAAAAAGGGAGGAGAUCUAGGAAUGACCUUUUUACUUUUGUUCAUUCUAUACCAGUAAGUAAAAACUAACAUCUAGUACCUCACAGUUCACAAAGCAGUUUCAUAUCCAUCAUCUGGUUUAACCCUGUGAAAUAGAUUAUUUUCUCAUUUGAUCCAUGAGGAAACGGAGACUUGGAAAAGCAAAGUGACUUGCUCAUAAGUGGCAGAGCCAUUUGAAUCCCAGCCUGCUGCCUCUGUCCCUGCAGUCUGAAUCCACACACGGCUCAUGGACAGAAACAUCAAUGCUCAGUACCCUCUCUUAGCCCUAGUAUGUAAUUCAAGAUCAAAGACAGGCCCCAAGGCAAAAACAAGGUGUGAAAAUGCUGUGGUCUGGAAGAGCCCAGGCCCAGUGCCCCUUUUUCAGCCUGAGCCACUGGAGUCCCAGUUCAGCUGGCCUCACCCUUUUGCUUUGACAGAGAUCCACAAGCCUGGCCAAGCUUGGGGAGUCAUUGCAGAGGGACUGAGCCCAGGAGAACAGGGGCAGUAGUGUGCCUGUGGUAGGAUGAGAGCACACCUGGUAGGAUCACAGGCGUCUGUUGGGAGGUACCAUGGGUGUUAUCCAAAGAUACUGGAUGGCCCAGUGGUCAAGCUGGACAGAGGUCAGAGCUGGAAGGGCCCUGCCAUUGUAGGAAGGCCAGCAAGCCAGAAAGGACAAGGGGUGUGCCUACAUACAUAGCAAGCUACAGCAUGGCACCAGCAAAGCCCUCUCUCCACCCCACUCCACUGCCUCUCCCUAGUACCACAGGCUUGGUGGCCAGGGUCAGGGGUACAGGUGGUUCCAGUCACCAGCCAACCCUCUUGGCUUCUGCCACUUCUACCUGGCUCCUCCUCAUUAGGCUGGGGUCUAGGAAGCUGGAGUCUGGAGUGCCCCCAAGUGGUUAAGAGCCUGGAAUUUAUUUUUCUGCCACGUUUUGGAAAAAUGUAUUUAAUUUCUUCCCCAUGAGACAGGGCAGUUGCUGCUGUUCCUCUUUCUCUCCUGGCAGUGACCCAAAAGUACGUAUCCCAUUCCUAUAUCUUGAAAAAGGACACUCGCACCUGUCCAGAGUUUUCUGUCUGUGUACAAAGUACUUCAACAUUGAUUGCCAAAAAUCCCCAUUUUGUAGAUGGAAAAACUAAGUCUCAGAAGGCUUAAGAGACUUGCCAAAGGUCACACAGCUCAUAAGAGAAAGAGCCAAGAUUUGAACUGUUUAAAUCCUCUGCUUUCUGCUGGCACCUGCUGGGUCUGGGUGGCAGGCAUGCAGAAGGGAUGGGCUACCUAUCUGCCCCCAAACAGAGGAAGACCCCACGGAAACCUGGGGAGCUCAAUCCUGCCAACUGAGCAGAUUUUUAUGAGGAGCCCUGGGAACCCAGAGGCAUAUCCAGAUGGUAGCACCCAGAGGAUGAGAAUUUGCAAGAAAAGGCUUAACUUGAGCAAAACAUUUUGGGGUCAUGAGGUUUAGGACUGAAGACAUGUUCAAGGGCAGCCCCAGGCACCUGUCCGUUGAAAGACCCAUGUCCCUGGGAAGCCUGCGUACCCUUACUUUCUGACCCUGGAGAGCCUGCCCACUGUCCAGACCUGGCGAGUUGGCACUUCCAGGGGACCUGGUGUAGCCCUGAAUGGCCAAAAGCACAUCUGACUCAAGUCUCUGGGCCUGUUUUUCCCCUGGGUGAGGACCAGGAUCUAGAGAGACACUGUGCAGUCCUUUCUCCUUAUCCCAACUCUGACCGUUGGGCACCCAAAGUGUUCCAAGUUUGAGGUAUCCCACUCCCAGAGAUCUGGGAGUGCUUCUUCGGAGAGGCUGGCUUUGUUCUGAGUAGGCUUCAGAAAUGAAUCACAUGGAGCAUAAAAGUAGUGCAGAUCCUCUGAUCACCAAAUUCUGGUGUCCUCACUGUACAGACAGGACUCUGGCUGAGUCAGGCCUGGAGCCCUGCAUAUCAGAUCCUCAGCUCUGCUCUGUGGCCAGAGAGAGAGGGCCUAGAUGGCAUGGGUCUUGGAGCGCUCUUGGCCCCAGCACUGUGGUUGAAGCAGUCAUUUAGAUGUCACCAUGGCAUUUUCUCCUCAAUUGCUGUUGAGUGAAAGUAUGUGGAAGCUCUGCUUUUCCAUGCUGUAUUCCACAUCACUAUAGGAUAUGUGGUCCCCAGCUGCUUGCCAAGCUUGGGAAUCCGGAGGGGGCAGGUUGGGCAGCGGAGGGGGCAGGUGAGGAGGCUCCAUACUCGUGUCCAGCCCCAGGGGAAUCCAGGCCAGACCUACCUCCAAAAGCAGGAUCACAGCAGAGGAGACCCAGCCAGGCUAACAUCUAAUUCCACACCUGAGCCUCUGAGAGCUCAGCCUACUAUGGGUGUGCCAGGCUGGUGGCAGGAUUUGUCCUUUACCUGUCCAUGUUCCCUUCUCCUAGACAACUUGUUUCUGAAAUUAGGCAUUACGUGGUUCUAGGGCCCGGCCUUUAAAAUUCCUGACAGGCCAGUUUCAACAUUCCAUAACCAACCUUGCCUGAGCCAGACUUGGGUCUCACUCCCUCACUUUCUCCAAUGGGUAUUUUCUAUCUUGCAUGCUGUUGAGUCCAGCCCAGUGGCUAGGUGAUUGGGGUUGGUUGUCACAGAGCCAGACAGGGAAACUAGAACUCUUGCUUCCCUGUGGCUGCAUGCGUAGUCCCUGGGUAUUCUUGCUGUGGCAGUGAGGCCCUGUACCCAGUCCAGCUCCUGGUAGAGGGGGUAUUUUCCUUUCUGAGGAGAACAGAUAUAACAGCCUUGCUGAUAAGUACCAGCCCAUAGGACUCAAAUGGGUGAAGUCAUCUUUGGGCCUGACCCCAGCAAGACCAGCAUCUCCAGGCUCCAGCCUUCCUCCUCAUGCCUGAGAGUCAGGGAAAGAGUGGGACUGCCCAAAGACCACCUUCUUGGGUCAGCCAGAUUAUCUGGAUCUGUGGUGGGACUCCAGCUCUUCCUUACCCAAGGGGAUGUAAGGCCAGGCCUCUAGCAAUGUGGAGUUGUCUGUAGUGACCUUUAAAGGCCCAAGGGCCUGUUCCCAUCUCCUGACUAAAAGGUAUCUUCAUCCCUGUUCAUGUCACACGACAGAGAAAACUUGUUCUCGUGACAUGUACCAUCCCUGUGAGAGAGCGUUGUAUAUGAUUUUGUAUUUUUUAAUUCAUUUUAACCUACAGGUUGGAAUCUAAUUUUUAAAUUUUAUUGGAACUCACAUUUUAAAAAGAAAAACAUUUAAAAUAAUAAUAAUAAACCUUUGACCAGUGUCUUCCAAGUAGUUUGAUCAAAGAACUUAUAGGUGUUUUCAAAACACAGCCUGGAGUGUAAAGAUUGGAAAGCCCCAUGGCCUCGCUUGUGUGUAUGAAGUGUAAAUCUGGUUUUGUUUUGUUGUUUUGGAUUCUUUUGGGUUUUUGUUUCGUUUUGUUUUGAAGAUCAGAUAGUGAUCACUCUGAAAGAUUGAAGCCAAGAAUUUGUAACUAUGAUAUUUACUGUAAGCUGUAGAACAUUCAAUAACUAUUAAAAAAAUUUCCAAAAAAAGUC